Bombyx mandarina (wild silkworm) is the source of this 3118-nucleotide messenger RNA. RefSeq lists its product as uncharacterized. NCBI's taxonomy places the organism in Eukaryota, Metazoa, Arthropoda, Insecta, Lepidoptera, Bombycidae. The record is from RefSeq and is a predicted model, not a curated record.
CGGGUCGCUGAGCUGGUGGCUGGGUCCUCCAGAUAAAAUUGUUUGAAUUAUUCAAUUCAACUGUAUUUAUUGAUAUUGUGUCUUCAUUAAAUAUCUGAGCAGGAAAACUUCAACGCCAUCUUCAAAGAUGACGUCGAAAUUUAACAAGAACGCGAUCCUAUUGGGGUCUGCGUACUCCUCCUGCCUCGUUUGCGAUACUUACAUCUCAAGCGAAGUAGAUGCUGCGAAACAUAUCUUAAAGGAGGAGCAUAAAGCAAAUCUAGACGCAAGCCGUUUUGUGGAUGAGUUUGUCGAUGACUACAUCAGGAAGGUGAAGAAAGGAUUCUACUGUGAGCUCUGCAAUCAAUGUAUUGCAACGAUGGACAUAGGAAGGGUUCAUGUAUCGGAAAAUGAGCAUAUCCGUAGGAAGGAUACUUCUUGCUUCGAAUGCUUGGGAAACGACUUGAUUAUUUACAAAGACGUGGCCAUCACAAAAGAAGCAUGGAAUGGGAUUGUUGAGAACAAGUGCAUACUCUGCGACAUUCAAUGCGAUGAUAUGGAGGAUCACAUUUCUAACGCAGAUCAUCUUGCUAAGAUGCUGCAAGUCGAGGUGGAGUUUAGGAUCUAUAAUGGACUCUACAGAAUGAUGGACAACUCAUUCCAAUGCUUGACAUGCAACGAGGUUUUUAGGUUGGUGAAAACCUCAAUUCAAGCAUGUGUAACAACACAUUUUUUACGCUCCAAACAUAAGCAGAUACAAGAAAAACUGGCAAAGGCUGCAAAAGAUGCCACUGAUAUUGUACAACUUAAAGAGUUUGGUCAAUAUUUCAAUAAAAAUAAGUCGGAGCUUUCAAAGGAUCUGAUUAUUAAGAAGGAGACUAUGGAGCAAUUCAUCAAUAAUUUUUAUUCUAUCGAAGUGCCAUUUUUGGGAGGCACUGACAUUGUUAUCAAUACGAAAAUUGUCGUCAACGUUUUCAGCUUUUAUUUCAUAACAAAGGAUACUCUGAAAUGUAUGGCUUGCAAUGUCAAAUUGACGAUUGAUCAAAUCGACAGCCAUAACGUAACUUUGAAACACGAAACUGCGAUGAAGGAAACUCCAGUUAUUACGUUAAAGUCUGCCGAAGACGAGUUUAUCAGAGAGGUACGCCCUGAUGUUUACCACUGCGGUUUCUGCAAUAGCAUCGAACACGGCUUGGAUAAUAUGUUGGAGCACUUUGGUACCUUCGGCCACAGGGAAAGCAGGACUUCUGCCUCGUGGCGUCUUCACAUGUAUCUUGUGACCAAGAACAAGAACUAAAGACACGAUAAAAUUUCUUACAACAUAUAAUAUUUUACUAUUUAGAAUCUAACAUUCAACAUGCGUUAUUCGAUUAGGUUAUUAAGAAGCAAAGGAAAGUCCAAAGAAGCUGUGCAAGAUCGUUCUACAGAACGUUUUGGUGAAAAAUGGAAGAGAACAGGACCCAUAGUCAGUAGGCUUAUUGGAGUAUAUAGUCUCACAUAUACAUAUAGUCUUCAGUACAUGCAGGUUAUGUGUUGGGUGCGUUUCGUAAAUAUACGAUUCGGUUUGGACGGAUGCUGAAGCAGGUACCAUUUUUUUUAAAUUCCAGCCUUAUCUUAACGUUUGUUCAGUAAUGAGGUGAUUUUGUCAAUAAAUAUUAUCGAUAAUAAGGAAUUCAAAGCGCGUACAGAUUAAUAUCACCGUCCUUCAUUUUUCUCUUUCAUUUUGAGAUUCCGGUUUGAAGGGUAGAACAAUUUUUUCAACAAAACUCAGACUUUCGACUUCAUGUCUCUAGGCGGGCAGUGGUGUUCACAUUAAGAUGCGGUGAGCUGUGAGCUCAUCUGUCCAUUUAUGAGAACAAAAAAAAGAGUAGGUAGGUACCUACUUCGAAGUAAUUUCAAAUAACUUCGGAGGAUGGAGUUACAAUAAUAUACUAAGGAUGGAAUUAAAGGGUUUUUACAAAGGUUAUUUUUAAAAAGAAAGUCUGAAAGAGUAUUGGCGUCAAAAUUAUAAUAAUUUUUAUUAUUACAUUUUUAUUAUAAAAGAAUUACGAAUAUCUAUCUGUACACAAAUAAUUGAUGCUUAUUUUUUUGUUGUAUUUUGAUUGGGCUUCAUAGAAAAGUUAUCCAAUUUUGAUAUUCCUAUGAAAUUGUGGCUUGUAAUAAGUAGAACCUUGUAAUAGUAACAGGAAAGCGUGUAUAUUCAACAACAAGAAGAUACAUAAUUAUGUUGUACCUACCUGUACUACAAAUAUUGAUCUUUCAUCUGGAUAUUUCUAAUAUUUUGGUUGCGUAUCUCACAAAUACUACUGAACUGGCUGCGAUUAAACAUUUGUGCUGAUUGGACAAAAAAAAAUGAUAUCUGUUGUACCUUAUAUGUGUAUACAGAUAUGUGAUGAUGGGAACCGAAUAUAGAAAAGGCAACAUUUCUUCAUUACACAGAUGCAUGGAUUUGUGGUCCAUGUAAUCGAUAAUGCCAUAAUAAAAAACACAAUGGAUGAAAAUCAGUCUUACUUUGGGUCACGGUUGGCAGAGACUUCAACAUCACAGGUCAAAACAAAAUACGAAUGGGUGAUUUUAAAAACAGUUUGAUAAAGAUUACACUCAAAAUAUUCUCUUGGAUUAUCUUUCUAUUUCCAUGAUGCCAUGUUUUACAUUAUAUAUUGUCUGGCUCAAACUUUCUUAACACAAAAUAGGUUUAGCAUAGUAAGUGUGUAAUAUUGAUGUAUUGAAUAUAUUUCGAUACUUAGUAGAUUAUAUUAUUAUUGCUUUAUGUGUUUUUGUCAAUGUAUUUCUUAGAAAAACAUUUGGGUUAUUAUUAGAAAUACUACAACACUACUAUAAGAUCUAAAGUAGUAUGAAGUUUUCAAUAUGGCCUGUUGUACUUAAUAAAAAAAUUCAAUGUUGUGAUGGCCUAAACGUUUAGUUUUUACAUUAUGUAGGUACUCGUAGAUAUUAAGCCAAAACCACUGUUUUGUGGUAUAUUUAAAAUCUCCAAAAAGUAGAAUAUAACCAAGUUUAAUCUCAAUGUAAUCACUUUUAGACAUGCCCUUUUUUCUAUUUUAUGAUAGGAUAAGCUAUGUAACAGCUACUUAUUUAUGGAGCUAUUUAGAAUUGUGUAAUAGAAUAAAUGAAUGUGAAA